Pelobates cultripes (western spadefoot toad) is the source of this 510-nucleotide messenger RNA. NCBI's taxonomy places the organism in Eukaryota, Metazoa, Chordata, Amphibia, Anura, Pelobatidae. The record is from the annotation of a GenBank genome assembly.
AUGGCAGUGCUGUCUAACACAUCUGAUUCCCCUCCAUGGAGCCCUGCGCUCUCCGAGCAAUCCACGGCAUCCAAGGAACUGGAUAUUCGAGAGCUCCAUCAGAGUCUCCCUUCCAGGUCAGACUUAGCCUUCAUGUUGGGCCAACUGGAGGCCUCUAUACAGGACCAGAUGUCCACAUUAGCGAAGGACGUCCGCCAUAUUGGACAACGAGUAGAGGAGCUGGAGGAGGAAAACCUCACUACUAUCAAGGCUAUUAAAGCCAUUGAGACAAGGCAGUCUACGCUAGAGAAAAUAUUUCUCCACAUGGCCAGGAAUCAGGAGGAUCUUGAGAGACAUAAUCUGUCGGAUCCACUACUUCAGGAUGAAAGAAGACAUCAUGCACUUGACAAAAGACUAUCCUGUGCUUCAAAGGGGCAAUACCACUAUCCAGAUAUUUCCAGACCUGGCCUGGAUGACAUUACAGGGCCAGAGGGCUCUCCGCCUGAUUACCCAGGCUCUUCAAGACCGUAA